CGCGCGCGCCAUGGCGGCCCCCGACCUGUCCGCCAACCUGCAGGAGGAGGCCACCUGCGCCAUCUGCCUGGACUACUUCACGGACCCCGUGAUGACCGACUGCGGCCACAACUUCUGCCGCGAGUGCAUCCGGCGCUGCUGGGGCCAGCCCGACGGCCCCUACGCCUGCCCCGAGUGCCGCGAGCUGUCGGCGCAGCGCAACCUGCGGCCCAACCGGCCGCUCGCCAAGAUGGCCGAGCUGGCGCGCCGCCUGCACCCGCCGUCGCCGGUGCCGCAGGGCGUGUGCGCCGCGCACCGCGAGCCGCUGGCCGCCUUCUGCGGGGACGAGCUGCGCCUGCUCUGCGCCGCCUGCGAGCGCUCGGGCGAGCACUGGGCGCACCGCGUGCGGCCGCUGCAGGACGCGGCCGAGGACCUCAAGGGGAAGCUGCAGGCGUCGCUGGAGCAUCUGCGGAAGCAAAUGGAGGAGGCGCUGCUGUUCCAGGCCCAGGCGGAGGAGACCUGCGCCUUGUGGCAGAAGAUGAUCGAGAGCCAGCGGCAGAACGUGCUGGCGGAGUUCGCGCGGCUGCGGGGCCUGCUGGCCGAGGAGGAGCGGCGGCUGCUGCAGAAGCUGGCGGAAGAGGAGCGGGAGGUGCUGCCGCCCCUGCGGGAGAGCGCCGCGCGGCUGGGGCAGCAGAGCACCCAGCUGGCCGCGCUCAUCGCUGAGCUGGAGGGCCGCUGCCAGCUGCCGGCGCUGGGGCUGCUGCAGGACGUCAGGGACACCCUGCGCAGGGUCCAAGACGUGAAGCUGCAGCCGCCCGAGGUGGUGCCCAUGGAGAUGAGGACGGUGUGCCGGGUGCCGGGGCUGGUGGAGGCCCUGCGCGGCUUCCGAGGGGACGUGACCCUGGACCCUGACACCGCCAACCCCGAGCUGGUCCUGUCGGAGGACGGGCGGAGCGUGCGGCGGGGGGACCUGCGCCAGGCCCUGCCCGACAGCCCCGCCCGCUUCGACCCCGGGCCCUGCGUGCUGGGCCGCCAGCCCCUGACCUCGGGCCGGCACUACUGGGAGGUGGAGGUGGGGGAGCGGGCCAGCUGGGCGCUGGGCGUCUGCCGGGAGGACGCCAACCGCAAGGAGAAGGGCGAGCUGUUUGCAGGCAACGGCUUCUGGAUCCUGGUGUUCCUGGGGAGCUACUACAACUCGCCCGAGCGGGCCUUCGCCCCACUGCGGGCCCCGCCGCGCCGUGUGGGCGUCUUCCUGGACUACGAGGCCGGCCGCCUGUCUUUCUACAGCGUGGCGGACGGCUCGCUCCUGUACGCCUUCCCCGAGACGCCCUUCUCGGGCACCCUGCGGGCCCUCUUCUCGCCACUGUCCGGGGGCCCGGUCCCCAUGACCAUCUGCAAGCUGAAAGGCGGGCCUGGGGACACACCGGCCCCCCAGUGAGCAGCCUGGUGCUCAGGGCCCGCCGUGCUGGGCCCAGCCCCGGGAGCCGCCUUCACCAGCCCCAGCGCCCACAGCUCUGCCUCCAGGAGCCUCCGUCCCACGCUCAGGGCUGCGCUGGAGUCCGGGGCCUGCACAGCCCGGCCCUGGAGCCCCGCAAGCCCCGAGGGGAGGUGGCCACCCCGUACCCGGGUUGGGUCCUCUACCUGCCUGGGAAGGACAGGGGCACAGCCACUGCAUCCUCACGAGAGGCCGUCUUAGGAGAGCCAGCAGGAGGCGCUGCCCACCCAGGGCCAGCAGAGGGCCAUGCAGCCAGGACACGGAGCCUCAUGCGCGAGAACAAACCCCUGCAGGACUCUGGACAAUGCCCUUCCCUGGCCUGGGAGUCGGAGCCCCCGAUGUGCCUGUCCUGCCUGGGGCCGCACGCCUGCAGACCCCGACUCGUCCAGGGGCUGGCUCUGCGUCGUCCCCUCCACAGCGGCUGCGCCCCAGGCUGUAUUUAUUGUGAGGCCCGGACCCAUUAAAUACACUGACACCCCAUCCAUCGUCCAGCGCGGCUCAGAGGCGGCGACCAGAGCACGGGCUCUGGCUGCAGCCUGGCCCCGGGGGUCAGUGUGCACCUGGCCCUGGGCUGGGGAGGCCGGAA
This is a messenger RNA of Talpa occidentalis (Iberian mole), 2060 nucleotides long. It is a transcript of the gene TRIM11, whose product is annotated as tripartite motif containing 11. NCBI's taxonomy places the organism in Eukaryota, Metazoa, Chordata, Mammalia, Eulipotyphla, Talpidae. The coding region runs from base 11 to 1417 and encodes 468 amino acids. The record is from RefSeq and is a predicted model, not a curated record. The transcript has 6 exons. Gene Ontology annotation, molecular function: zinc ion binding; protein binding.